UACAUCUCCAAAUACAAACCAGAUUGUCAACACGCAAAAACACUAAAGAUCGUUAGUCUAUCUUCGAGCAGUCACCAAAGCGACACAUGACGAUUACAGCACUUAUACUUAAUCAAAUAUAAUAUCCAAAUUAAUAUUACUAGAAAUUGUUUCCAUACGUCAAUUGCAUAGACAUCUGAACGUAAUGUCAACGGAAAGAUUACGUGAAGUGCAAUCAAUAUUUGAAAAUUAUAACAACUUUUUCCACCCGAAUCUUUGUCACGUUUGCAAGUCGAAAGAUCAGCUGAAAUUGUGUUUUUGCUAUAUGAUAUCUUACUGCUGCGAGACGCAUAGAGUACAACAUGAAUCGCAACACAAGGAGAUCUGCAAGAUUAUAAUCAGUCACACUUGCAUAAUACUAGGGCAUAGUUUGAACCUGGAAUUCUACGAUAUGCGAUACAGGAAGGAAGACAGAAGUACAAUUCCGGAAGACUUUCUGUAUAUAAACAAACAAAAUGUCCAUGAUAUGCCGUCAUUUAUUCAAGAGUACAUACUACAUCAUAGAUGUUCAAAUUCUUGGGUUAUGUGUGAUUAUAUCUAUACUGAUGUCUUCUCGUCACCGCUGACGCUGUUAUUCGGGAUACAGGAUACAGAAUUAUCAUAUAUUCUGCCAUUACGUGGUUUCUUCAUUAUUCAUAUCAUAACUGGACACGUCAUGGAUACAUUUAGUUUAUCAGCUUGGGAAAUCGUUUUACAUGAACUUUGUCCAAACACAAAGCUACAAAUCUUAAUGAUAGGGCCUGAGUUACAAGAGAAUUAUUAUCGCGUGCAGCUUUGUGAUAUUUGCAUCGAUAACAAUAAAAACUUUCGAUACGAAUGUCAUUGUAUGUUGUAUCACAAUUUUACAAGCACUUUGCAUAUGCGACCAGACGUUAUUUUAGGAUUUGACGUAGAACUUAAGAAGGAUAAGACAUCGGCGCAAACUAUAAAGGCAAUACAACGUCAACGCUGCCCGUUAAUUCUAACGUCUAUAACGAAAUGCAAAGCGCAAGAGAACAUAACAGAGAUACAAAAUAUACUGAAAUUACCUCUAACGCCUACUGUUAUUAAAAAAAAUGCAUUCGCAUCUUGUAGACCACAUAGAAACUAUGAGGAUUAUUCUGUGUUUUUUCCUAAUGAAUAUUUAAUUAUCUAUUCGGAUUUAAUUAAUCCAAGCAGAAACGAAAAUAACCCUUAAAAAUAAUAUUGAAUUGCAAUAUUCGAUAUACAAUAUAGGACGGAUUCUCCUUACAAAUGACAAUUUUACGAUAUUUGCGCUGAUUAUUUUUCUUUUCACAAGUGUUUCUAGUAAAACAUAUUUUUGAAGAAAGCAUUAAAGUGGCAGUUGUAUUCCUUUCCUCUGCGUAUCAGAUUCUGUAUAACGUUCAUACACGUUGUAUAACACACAUUAUGCAUUUUGUGUAAUGACUAUAUACUAAAUACAUAAUAUUUGUAUCAUAUUAUUUCAAGACUGAUUACUUUCGAUAUAUAUAUUACGUAUCAUAAUACAUAAUAUAUGCCAUACAUAUUUUUGUGCACUCAAAUUUAAAAUACAUAUGUGUGCUCGGUAUUCACGUAGUUCGGUAAUAACUAUGGUUAUACGUAUUUAAUUUUUAUUUAAUUUAUAGUAAAAUUAUAUUUGAAAUACCGAUGCUACAUUCGAUAGUAAUUCAAUUAAUUGCUUCAAGGAAUCACUUCUCAUUAUAACAUAGUUGCGCCAGGAAAAUUUAUCUGUAGGUGAUGUUAUUGUAAAUGAUACGUUUUACAAAAAAAUAUUCAUUCAUAUUCAUGAACGUUUUACAAAUAUAUAUUUAUGAAAUAUUCAUGAGUAAAUUAUAAAUUUAUUUAAUAAAACAUAUAAUGAUGAAAAUUA
This is a messenger RNA of Odontomachus brunneus, 1891 nucleotides long. RefSeq lists its product as uncharacterized. The transcript is spliced from 2 exons. Gene Ontology annotation, cellular component: extrinsic component of mitochondrial inner membrane. Bases 185 to 1216 code for a protein of 343 amino acids. NCBI's taxonomy places the organism in Eukaryota, Metazoa, Arthropoda, Insecta, Hymenoptera, Formicidae. The record is from RefSeq and is a predicted model, not a curated record.